Molecule: messenger RNA, 1149 nt
Organism: Brenthis ino (lesser marbled fritillary)
Lineage: Eukaryota; Metazoa; Arthropoda; Insecta; Lepidoptera; Nymphalidae
Source: the annotation of a GenBank genome assembly
AUGUUUUUAGUACAUAAUGUUACUACACUGCAGCUUAACUAUGCAUUUGUUACAGGAAUUCAAACAGACCGAACUGAGCAUGCGUACGCGUCGGCACAGGAAUACAAAGAGGCUCUCGAAGCGCUCCGAAGGAACACCGGCGUUGAACGCAGCAAACCCCAACGCACACUCGAAUCGGAAAUUAGAUCUGAAGAGAUCGAUCAAGAGAUACCAGAAGAAAUCAUCCCAAGCCCAUGGGAACUGAACAAUACAGCGCGUGCUGAAACAGAAAUAUUAUUUUUCAACCGCGUACCUAAAGUCGGCAGCCAAACCUUUAUGGAGCUACUUCGUAGACUUUCUAUAAGAAAUAGUUUUGGUUUUCAUCGGGACACAGUGCAACGCGUGGAGACAAUCAGACUGGCGCCCCCCGACCAGCAGGCACUAGUGAGACUGGUGUCAGCGCACACGCCACCUGCAUCUUACAUUAAACACGUUUGCUACACGAAUUUCACCAGGUUUGGUUAUCCAUCGCCUAUCUACGUGAACGUUGUGCGCGAUCCCAUAGAGCGAGUUAUAUCUUGGUACUACUACGUGAGAGCUCCAUGGUAUUAUGUGGAACGGAAGAGGGCAUUCCCUGAUCUGCCAUUGCCUGACCCAGCAUGGUUGAAAAAGGAUUUUGAAACCUGCGUUCUGAGCGGCGACCGUGAAUGCCGCUACUUAGAAGGAGAGACACAUGAAGGUAUUGGCGAUCAUCGUAGGCAAACCCUGUUCUUCUGCGGCCACGACCCACAGUGCACACCAUUUAAUAGUUUGGAAGCCCUGCAGCGCGCAAAACGGGUGGUUGAACAACAGUAUGCUGUAGUAGGUGUGUUAGAAGAUAUGAACGCUACACUUACCGCCUUUGAGCGAUAUGUCCCUAAAUUUUUCCAAGGCGCUUUGAGAAUGUAUUGGGAAGAACUGAAUACGUUUAACCGGAUCAAUCGCAAUGCCUUCAAACCACCGGUCUCAGAAGUGGUAAAAAACAUUGUUCGUGCCAACUUUACGAGGGAAAUCGAAUUUUAUGAAUUCUGUAAACAAAGACUGCAUCUGCAAUUAAAAGCACUGCGAGAUUCUUCAAUCCAAUUACCCGUGACAUCUAGCUAUCAAAUACCAUCUAGCUACAAUAUGGUG